This is a messenger RNA of Uncinocarpus reesii 1704, 795 nucleotides long. Its product is annotated as NADH-ubiquinone oxidoreductase 24 kDa subunit. The transcript has 3 exons. NCBI's taxonomy places the organism in Eukaryota, Fungi, Ascomycota, Eurotiomycetes, Onygenales, Onygenaceae. Bases 1 to 795 code for a protein of 264 amino acids. The record is from RefSeq and is a predicted model, not a curated record. Gene Ontology annotation, molecular function: NADH dehydrogenase activity.
AUGGCGUCAAAACUCGUGCCGUUUACGCUCCGGCAAUGCCGCCAAUAUUGGAGACACAUCCCCGUUCGGCAAUGCCGUCAAUUCACCGUUGCUACUCCGGUUCGCAGUGAAGCGCUUGCUGUGCACCGAAAUAGCCCAGAGAACAAUCCCAACAUCCCAUUCAAAUUCACGGAACAAAAUCUCAAAGUUAUCGAUGAAAUCGUCAAGAGAUAUCCUCCACAAUACAAAAAGGCCGCCGUCAUGCCGCUUUUGGACCUUGGCCAACGGCAGCUGGGCUGGACAAGCAUUAGUGUCAUGAACGAGGUUGCGCGAAUCCUCGAGAUGCCUCCCAUGCGGGUUUACGAGGUGGCCACAUUCUACACAAUGUACAACCGGGAUCCCGUGGGGAAAUAUUUCGUUCAGAUUUGCACCACCACUCCCUGCCAACUCGGCGGUUGCGGAAGCGACAAGAUCGUAGAGGCCAUCACGAAACAUCUCGGUGUCCAUUCCCACGGCCAAACGACGCCAGACAAACUCUUCACUGUGCUGGAAGUUGAAUGUCUGGGCGCCUGCGUAAACGCACCCAUGGUACAGAUCAAUGACGAAUACUAUGAAGACCUUACUCCCGACACCGCUGUCCAAUUGCUCGAGGCGCUCAAGGAAUCCGCUCUGGCCGGGGAAAGUGGGAAGAAAGUCAAAGUUCCCGCUCCGGGGCCGUUGAGCGGAAGACAUUCUUGCGAAAACAGUGCUGGAUUGACCAACUUGACGAGUCCGCUGUGGAGCACGGAGACGCUUAGAACAGAUGGGGAGUUGUAA